This is a messenger RNA of Carica papaya (papaya), 1287 nucleotides long. RefSeq names its product protein ARV 2-like. Gene Ontology annotation, cellular component: Golgi apparatus; cortical endoplasmic reticulum. Gene Ontology annotation, biological process: sterol metabolic process; regulation of plasma membrane sterol distribution; intracellular sterol transport. Lineage: Eukaryota; Viridiplantae; Streptophyta; Magnoliopsida; Brassicales; Caricaceae. The record is from RefSeq and is a predicted model, not a curated record.
AUUUGUCGUUUCAAGUUUUCCAAAAUCCCUCACCAUACUUCCACUCUCCUGCCGACGCCGCCGUGCCGCUUGCGGCGACUCUCCGUCGCUACCCGGCGUCCCUGCUUGCGAGAGCUUUCUCCAUUUUACUGCCAACUAGCGCCACCUACGCUUUUAUGGGGUGUACAUACUCCAUAGCAGCAUAGCUAUUUCGAUAAGGACAAACUGGAUUUGGCAACCAUUUUGCAAGAGUUUGCCAGUAAUGCAUAACUGAGUAUCAGUUGUGACUGACUUCACUUCUGGGGUUCUCUAGUUGAAAAGUGAGGAAAGUUUUUAGAGAAAAUGGUCUGCAGGUGUGUGGAGUGCGGGUUUCGGGUCAACACCCUCUUCGUGCAAUACUCCCCUGGAAACAUUAGACUUAUGAAAUGUGAAAAUUGCAAAGCAGUUGCAGACGAGUAUAUUGAAUGUGAACUGAUGAUUCUCUUGAUUGACUUGAUUCUGCACAAGCCAAAAGCUUAUAGGCAUUUACUUUACAAUGUACUCAAUCAAGAAACUUCGAAGCAAUUAUUGUGGAAAUCAAUAGCUGGUUUCCUACUUCUGGAUUCUUACAGAAGUCUGCUUUUGAGAAGCGAGGAAGAAUCAUGUUCAUCUGUGGGAUUUUUUUUCUUUGUUUCAGCAUGUAGAAAGGUUUUGAUGGAUGUCUUUUUUGGAAACUUUAUAUUUUUUUGCAUUCUUGUUCUUGCAAUGAGGAUUUUGCUAAAGAAAUCCAAUGGAGUUUCCAGGUUCAGGGACCUCGUGCUAGGAAUCUUAAUAUCAAGUUACUUCAAGAUCUUUCUAAUCGCCAUGAUGGUGUGGGAAUUUCCAACGUCUGUAAUUUUUAUAGUUGACUUAUUUGUCCUAUCAUCAAAUGCAGUGGCACUAAAAGUGAUGACAGAGUUAGCCAUGAAUAUAUGCUUAGGGGUCUGCUUCAGUGCUCAUGCUAUAAAGUUUUUGAUCACUCAGGCACCAGAGUUUAAUGUCGUCAAGUUACUGAAAUCUAUUGAUACCUAAUUUUUUUUGCAUAGAAAUCAUUCUGAUGUUUAUGUUAUGUGAGUUUUGAGCUGCAGUGACAGUUCUUGGGCAGUCAAAGUUUUACGUACAUACCAAAUUGCAAAUGUGUUCAUCAGUCAGAGCUGGAGCAGCCAAUGUUGUAAAACCUAGUUACUGUCAUGGCAUGGUAAUUUACCUGCUAAAUUUGUGACGACUGAACUUUCUCUUGUCAACUCUCCAACUUAUUAUAAUCCCAUUUUUUCUUUUGGUUGCCGUUGA